This is a messenger RNA of Anoplopoma fimbria (sablefish), 541 nucleotides long. RefSeq names its product overexpressed in colon carcinoma 1 protein homolog. NCBI's taxonomy places the organism in Eukaryota, Metazoa, Chordata, Actinopteri, Perciformes, Anoplopomatidae. The coding region runs from base 74 to 262 and encodes 62 amino acids. The record is from RefSeq and is a predicted model, not a curated record. The transcript is spliced from 6 exons.
UUCCCCCUCCUCACCCUUCUUCAUCUUCUUAAACGUCUCCGUUCUGCUUGGACGGUGGCUGCAUUGAUGCAAAAUGGGUUGUGGCAAUUCCUCAGCCACCAACACCUCAGGAGACGGUCCUGCAGAUGUCUCCAAAGAUGUGACAGAAGAUCCCUUACCAGACGAUGAGAAAAGAAUGAACUAUGGUGGCGUUUAUGUAGGUAUACCAGCAGACCUGACCACUGUGGCUACCAGUCAGUCCAAGUCCUCAUGUAAAGAUUAGCAGCUGCUGAAGAGAAGACAACACAGGAUCCUGCAUAUUAAUUCACCUAGAGACACUCACAUUACAGGCAGAGAGCAUGUAAGAGCUCUUAUUCUGGCACAGCACACACUGAAUAAAGUCGCUUUAACGCUGUCAGUGAGCAGGGAGUCGACAGCUUGCCGGGAAUCUGAGGAUGCUUCUUCAUGGAGUCAGGGGUGGCACAGUGAUGCAGGGACGCACAGCAGAGGUCUGCUUACAGCAUCCAUCAUCAACCUUCACUUUGCUGAAAAAAAAGUGAUC